This is a messenger RNA of Hypoxylon fragiforme, 3755 nucleotides long. Its product is annotated as glycoside hydrolase family 47 protein. The record is from RefSeq and is a predicted model, not a curated record. Gene Ontology annotation, cellular component: endoplasmic reticulum; Golgi membrane. The coding region runs from base 298 to 3168 and encodes 956 amino acids. Gene Ontology annotation, molecular function: calcium ion binding; mannosyl-oligosaccharide 1,2-alpha-mannosidase activity. The transcript is spliced from 4 exons. Gene Ontology annotation, biological process: carbohydrate metabolic process; N-glycan processing. Lineage: Eukaryota; Fungi; Ascomycota; Sordariomycetes; Xylariales; Hypoxylaceae.
UUUUUGGUUUUUGGUUUUUGGGUGAUAUCCAAGUUGCUUUGCUUGUUUGCCUUUUCUCUCCUUUCUUGAUUUGUGUCUGCCUCCUCAAGCUAGGCAUACAUGGUUUUGUCGAAAAUGGUUGGAUUAAGUCUUGGUUGAUAGUCGCUUGGCUGUUCUUGUUUGCUCUUGGGGACGAGGUGUCAGCUUGGAAAUUGUCGCAUCUUCUUGCCCCGCCUCCCAAUCGCUCAGAGCUUCAGUCAAUAAGCAGCGACUCCCAAUAUACAUAAAAAACCAAGCGUGAUUGCGGUAAUAGCAAUCAUGCUGCGCCUACGAAGAUAUCGCUACUACGUCUUCUUCGCUGCCUUCGUCGUAUUUCUCCUAUAUCGUGUCACCUCGAACAGCCAUCAGUGGGAACCUCCUAUUCCACACAAACCCGCACCGAAGCCACUCUCCGAGCAAGGCUAUGUCCAGGACUACAAGCAGAAAUCUCCUAGCCAGGAUAAGGAUAGUAGUAGAUUCACAGGAGACAAUGAUCCAUCCCAACAAUUGCCAGUGAUGGCGGGCAAAGAGCCUAGCGAGGUUAAGAUUCCGAGCUUGAAACCCGCCAUUGCCGAAGAUGUCCCAGCCAAACUCGAUCAUGCUACCCCGACUACGACAACAAGUUCAGACGGUGAGACCAAGGUGCUUGAGUACGACCAAGACGAUGCUGCUAAGACCGUCACCGCUGCGCUGAUCGAUAUACCGGACAAGAACGUUAACCCAGGCGCAAAAGGCAUUGGGAAAGGGGUCCAUGAAAAGCCAGCCGUGCAAAAGCCCGAGACCGAUACCACAACUGCAAUCCAUUGGACGAAGUUACCCGAGCACUUCCCUGUUCCCAGGGAUAAAAUCAUCCCGCUCCCGACCGGGAAACCUGUCACCAUACCAACAGUGCAGCACGCGUUCACCAAAGAGUCGCCCGAAGCCCAAGAGAAGCGCCUCGGUCGCCUUGCAAAAGUGAAGGCGGAGAUGGUGCGCGGCUGGAAAGGGUACAUGACUCAUGCCAAAGGACACGAUGAGCUACGUCCCGUUUCUAUGAAAUUUCGGGAUCCUUUCUGCGGUUGGGCUGCGACCCUGGUCGACGCACUGGAUACCUUAUGGAUCAUGGGUAUGAAGGAUGAAUUUGAAGAGGCACUUGUUGAAGUUGAAAAGAUCGAUUUCACGACCUCUUCCCGCUCAGAGAUUCCUGUUUUCGAGACGACAAUUCGGUAUCUUGGCGGUCUAAUAGCAGCUUACGACGUAAGUGGGGGUAAAACUGGCGGAUACCACAUACUCCUCGACAAGGCCCGCGAGCUUGCUGAAAUUUUGAUGGGUGUUUUCGACACACCAAACCGCAUGCCAAUUUUGUAUUAUAAUUGGAAACCUGCCGUUGCAAAGCUUCCAAAGAGGGCUCAAUCCGGGGUCAGCGUCGCCGAGCUAGGCUCUCUUUCCAUGGAAUUCACGCGGCUUGCACAAAUAACGGGAGAAGAUAAGUACUACGAUGCCGUAGCACGUAUUACCGACGCCUUUUACGAGUGGCAGGAGCGUGGAACCUCGAUUCCUGGAAUUUUCCCGGAGCAUGUAGAUGCAAGCGGCUGUAACAAAACUGUGGAGACUGUCGAGCCAGAUGAUGGGUCCGAUGCAAAUUUUACUAAGAGAAGCGAAUCGAGCGAAACUAAGGCCGACGAGGACAAGUUCGAGGCUUUGGGUAGACGCGAGGUGGGAACACCCAAUGAUGACGGCACUAAAAAGGUCAAGAUUAUUCAAGAUGGCGAAGAGAUGUAUGCACCAUCAGAGACAACGGCGCCCCCUAAGCAUAGCGCAGGCCAACGUGAGACGACGACGACGACGACGACGACAAAGGACAAGAGCAGCACUGCGUUAGAUCCCGAGUCUAAGAAGUUGAUGGAAGGUUGCACUCCCCAGGGACUCACUCCAGGUUCGUGGACGUGGAGAGAGCAAUACAGCAUGGGUGGAAGUCAAGAUAGCACUUACGAGUAUUUCCCUAAACAAUGGCUGCUCCUCGGGGGGCUCGAACCUAAGUACAAGACUCUCCACGCCAAGGUCAGUGCAGCUGUCAAAAAAUGGCUAUUGUACCGUCCCAUGGUUCCCGAUGAUCGGGAUAUCCUGUUCUCCUCCAAGAUUGUCACGGAAGGCAACCCGGAAACUGAUGCCGUAGUCGAGUGGGAAAUAACCCAUCUCACUUGCUUCAUCGGUGGCAUGUUUGGUAUGGGCGGAAAGAUCUUUGAUGUACCCGAGGAUGUUGAGAUCGGGAAGAAACUUACUGACGGCUGCGUAUGGGCAUACGAAAACACCCCAAGCGGCAUCAUGCCCGAGGGUGGUACUGUGGUGCCCUGUGCCGAAGCUAAUAACUGCCACUGGAACGAAACUCUGUACUAUCAGUACUUAGACCCCCUAUACGACAGCCACGAUGAACAAAUGGUGGAAUAUGAAAAGCAGAUGAAAGAAUACAAGACCAAAAAAGCACAGAAGGCUAAGAUGAAGGGACAUGACAACCUUGGCGCGGGAGCUAAGAAAACCACCGUUAAGAUAGGGGUUGAUCCGGUUUCUCGAGAUGAUGCCAAUUCGGAGCUUCGGCAAGCGGUUACUGCUAGUAGGGAUGGCAAAGAAAGCACUGGGAUGCACAAGAGAGCUCCUCCAAUGCUCAGUACUUCAGCCGACAGCGAUACUGGUGGCCAUACCAUUACAGACGACGAUCCUACUCAAAUCCCUCUUCAAGAGGUAGAGGAAGAAACAGACGAGUUGCUGCAGGAACCGACGCGCCCAAUGUCUCAUGAGGAGUAUGUCAAAGAACGCAUCGAGUAUGAUAACCUCCCGCCUGGAUUUGUCAGUGCCAACUUCCAUGCGUAUAUCCUUCGGCCCGAAGCUAUUGAAUCUGUCUGGUACAUGUACCGCAUCACAGGCGAUACUACCUGGCAAGACAAGGGAUGGAAGAUGUUCAAUGCCAUCGUCAGCCAGACCCGGACGGAGGCCGGUAAUAGCGCUAUUGAUAAUGUCUUGCUGCCAGAUUCCAAGAAAAACGACGAGAUGGAGAGUUUUUGGCUUGCCGAAACACUGAAAUAUUUCUAUCUAUUGUACUCGGAACCGGACCUGAUUAGCUUAGAUGAUUGGGUGUUGAACACAGAGGCGCACCCUUUCAAGAGACCUGUUUAAAAACCACACGAUGGGCGAAAGCUCCGAUGAAUAAAUCCAAAUAGAAGGAUUAAUAUAUUUUGACAUACACACAUUACAUAUGAACCCAGGUUUUAGAUAAGAGAGGACCGAGAUAGGUCCGGUCCGCAGUGGCGAUUCGAGAUUCUCUGGCGGUAUUUAUGCUGGCGGGAACCGUAGCCCUCCACGUAACCAGCAAGGGUUAGGCGUCGUCAUCGCAUCCACCACACAUAUAUGCUUCCCUACUUACCUUACCUACAACAUUAUGACAUAGAUAACUAACCCAGUUAUAUCCAAAAACCCCAUAUUUUAUCUUAAGACAUGCCGGCGCACUAGGAUUUGAAGAUCGCAUGGGAGCGAUAAGAAACUUAAACGCUACUACUUGGAAAGCCUCAUAGGGAUAGGCGGUUUUAACCUAUUCCGAAUGUCUUAGUUAAUUAGUCGUGCUUGGAGUUCUUGGGGGAUCGGAUAGAAACGGCCUUAGGGAAAAAUAAUAACCUAUACCAAAUUCAGACACCGAUGAAAUGCAUUAUCAUGAUCAUUCUCACGGAAUCUCACCUUUUUGUGGAUGUAGUUAUCUAAGGUUUCUG